UUGGCCCCUGGGGUGCCACUUGGCCACUCUAGGGCUCUGGUUUUGGAAUGCCCAGGACAACAGUGGCUGCCGGGCCCUGGGCAGAGCUGAAUGGUGCUUAUGAGCUCCACAGUGCUGCCGUCAAUGGCUGUGUUGGUCUUGCAAUGGUUGCACAGUUCUUGGGAAGCACAAGUCCAGCUGUGUUUUGUCCCAGUGGGCUGCUGGAGGCAUGGCACUCUUGAGGUGGUGCAGAGCCAUGUGCAGGUCCCUCAUGGUCUCCAGGGCAAAAUGAGGGCCCCCAGCCCUGUGUGCCCAGCCUGCAGCAUUGGUCUUGGCAAGGAUAAAACCUGCUACUGGUUUUGCUGGGAUGUCCUGGCCUUUGUCUGCCCUGCCAUGUGCCACCCCUGGCCUGCACCCUUGCUCCUUUUUGUCCCAACGCCACGGAUGGUCCAUGCAGGGGUAGUGCAGGAUGGUGGGAUGGUGUGCUGGGACAGGCUGUGCCUCAGCUCUGGUGUGCAGAGGGCACUGCUGAGCACCCGUGCCCAGCUGGGACCUUGCUAACAAGGAAGCAAGGAAGGAAAAAAAAAACCCUGGCUCAGCAAAGGAGGUACAAACCACCCAAGUCAAAUCACGUCUCCCAGCGUGGUGGCGCAGACAACAAGGACUGUCCCCCAUCUGGAGGAAUCCUGGCAGCUGAGCAGACCGUGGUAACGCUUCCAGUGAACACUGAGCCAAACGUGAGGUUGCUGAGCUGAGGGUGUUGUGUUUAACAGUGUGGUUGGUGAGGUGGGUUUCUGAUAUGGCAGAGGGGCAGAGAGGAAAUGCUGGCUCAAGGUUGGGGGGGUGCUGGUGCUUCAGGGUAGUGUGAUGGGGAUCCAGACAAAGGAGAGGGUGUGCAGAGCAGAGGGCGUUAAUCCCCACAAUCUCAGUUAUUGCCACAACACUGGAAUUUUUUCCUCUGGCCAUGGCAGAAAGGGGAACGGGUGUGCUGGGGUUCAGAGGGGGGCUGGCAGGGGCUGGCCUGCAGUUGCCCUCGCUGCUUCAGGGAAGCAUUGCCUCCCUUGUGCUGCCUUCUGCAGUGAGAGCAGCCCUGUCCCUGCCUGCACAGGCAGCCAGUCCUAUGGUCUCCAUCAGUUUCCCAGCUCCUAAGCCCCAGGAACAAUCCCGGAGGCUCUUUCUCCCUCCAGGCAGAAAUCAUGCCUCCUUCAAUGGGCUCUGUUGCAAAGCCAGGAGGGUUCUUGCUGGUCUCAGGAUGAGAGGAAUCGCUAGGCUGACUGCUUGUGCUUCAGCUCUGGUGUUUCAGAGGUCUUACCUAAGUCCACACUCACAGUUUGCAGCUGCGUGUCCCUGCUUGUUGACUGUUCCUCCUUGUUUCAAGCUCUUAAUGCUGCAAGGGACAGAGAAAACACGGGGGCAAUGUUUUGUACUCACCUGCUGAGGUGGUUGUGCUUGUAACAGUGCAAAGUCAGUGUGAAAUGGGAAGAAUGAGAAGCAGUGACAGUGGUGAGCCAGCCCUACUGGUGUCCCAUCUGGUCAGGGGUUCUUCCACCCCUCUGCCUCUGGAGGUGGCCCUGGGCUCCCCACCUUCAUGGGGGAAUGUGUCCCCACAACCACAAGGUUGGUGUUGGUAUCCUCAAAGCCCUUGCAUGUCUGCUCCAGGAGAGGAAGGUUACCUCCAUGACUGGCAAGAGCAGGGAAAGAUUCCUGGUGACUGAAUGGUGGGGCAAGGCAAAGGUAAGAAGGGACUGGCCAGGUGCUGGUGCCCAGCCAGGCUAGCUUCUGCUGUGGUUCACAGUCUGAGAUCUCUGCUUCCAGCCCAAGAGGGUCCCUUAUUGUGCCCCAUUUUACCUUGUGGGUGACAUCACACACGGUGCCCUCCCCGUACCAGCGAGGCUGUGGGAUGGCUGGGGGUGUCCUGGCAGUGGUGUCACAGGAUUUGCCAGUGUGAGUCAUGCCCAGAGCUGGGCUGAGUCACCUCCCCAGUGGUGUGAGUAUCAGGUGAGGAGCUUUCUCAGAGCCACAUCCUGGUGACAAAGGGAGUGUGGCUUCUCACCACGGAGUGCCAGAGGUGGGUGCAACAGAAGGUUGCUGCAGCAUCUGCAUAGUGCCGUAGCAGUGUGGCAGCUGCCCACUGUCCCUGUAGGUCCACUUACCACCACAGCCCUGAGGGUACCUGCCCUGCUGCACCCCCCAGUGUGCAGCAGAAGGUCCCCUCCAUAGUGGACACCUCUGUGCCACAAUAGGCAUGUGGACUCCAUGGCGCAGUGUCACUGGCUGAAGCUUCUGUUUUUAAUCCCAGGUCCCAGCAGCCCAUCAUGUCCGUGGGUAGCAGAACAGCUCCAGCACACCCAUCCAUUUCCAUGGCCCCCAGCAUGGCUGCAUAGUGCUGGGGCAGAUGGAUGGGCUGUGGUAGGAUGAGCCCUGCCCUGCUCCUGCUGCUGUUCCUGGCCAGCUGCUCCCUGCUCCAAGGGAUGAUACCGAGGCCACGGCGCGUCAGGCUGGAGGCACGGAACUUCCACGUCUGGCUGCGUUGGGAGCCACACCCCAGCUCACCCAGCUCUGCCACUUACGAGGUGGAGUGGAGGAACAGGUAGGUGGGGGUGAAGGGGUCUGGUCCUCUUACACCCUGGCAGAGGCUGUUGGGGACCCCUGGCAGCCAGAGGACUGUUGUCUGGCAGUAAAUGCCACAGAGUAACAGAGCAGUGGAGUUGGCAGGGAUUGGCUUGUCCUACCCCUGCACAUGCAAGGUCAGCUCAGGACUGUGUCCUGGUGGGUUUUGAACAACUUCAGGACAACAUCCCUUGACAGCUUGGUCCCUUUCCUGGUCACUCUCCCAGUAACAAACUAAGGGGUUGCUUUUGGACUGCGGUUUUGGAUUUGUUUUUUUUUCCCACUAUGCUAAAUGGGAUUUCCUGUAUUCCAACUUGUGUCCAUUGCCUCUUGCCCUUUUGCUGGGCACCACUGAGAGGAAGGCUCUAUCUUUGUCUCGUGUUGGUAAGAUCCCCCCACCCAAAGUCACCUUUUUCUGACACUCAAGCUGUCACCACUCGCUCAGUUUCCCUCGUACCACAGAGACUCAACAGCCUCAUCUCCUUGGUGGGUUCUCCCUGCCACGGCUGUGUGUUUCCUCAUUGUGGAGAGCACAGGUCAGAGCACAGUUCCAGAUGCCAUCUGUCCCCAGGAGGGAGUCAACUUGCUGGUGACCCCCCUUCUCACACAUCCCGGGAACACUGUUGGCUGAUGCCUGGGCUUUCCUAUGCUUUCCACCUGGGCAGGAUGGCGGUGGCUGGGCAGCCCUCCUUUUGGGCUGGGAGGAUGCUGAAAAGAAGCAAUCCCUGUGCUUUCUCCCUUGGCAGAACCUCAAACUGGACCAAGGCAGGUGCCUGUGGGGGGAACAGCAGAAACUCCUGGGUGUGUGAGCUGUAUUUUGACAGGAUUCAUGAUAUCUACUGGGCACGGGUGAGAAUGGUGGCCGGAGGUGAGCAGUCCGAGUGGGCCAGUUCCAGUGAGCUACAGCUGUACAGAGACACAAUUGUUGGCCCCCCCAAGUUGUCCUGGCUGCUCCAGGACCAAAUCCUCAGUGUAAACAUCAUCACACCACCCACUCCCUACCAGAGAAGAACUGGUUCCUACAAGCCAGUCAACCAAGUGCUGCUGAAGCUGUGGUACUGGCUGCACCUGUACGAGGGGGACCUGCUUGUCCAGCAGGUGCCCUGCAAACGGAGCAGUAAGGAAGUGCCUUGCACCUUUGGGCACCUGAAGCCCAGCACACAGUACUGUGUCCGGACGGUGGCUGCAGACAUUGCCAGGGAGCGGAGCCGGGAGGCUGAGCAGUGCCUGGUGACUCCAGCAGGCCCUUCAGGCUUUCCAUGGGUCCUUGCUGUGCUCAGUGCCUUCUUCCUGCUGCUGCUACUAAGUGUGGCCGGGAUCUGCCUCAUGCAGCUGUAUGUCUUUCCCAGUCCUUCGGAGAUGUGCCUCCCAAAAGCACUGGCUCUCCAGAACAGUGAGCUGAGUGUGGCCAUGCAGGUGCCUCCACUCCAGCCUGAGGAGGAGCCGCUGGCCCUGCUCCUGCAGACUGUGCUCCCCUCCCACAGGCCAUCCACAGCUGUGCAGGCAUCAGCCACGGUUCCACAGCUUCUCCAAGGCCUUGUCCAGGAUGUGAGUGGCUACUGUGCCAAUGGGUUUGGCCCAAACUGCACUGAGGGAAGGCACCCAUCCUGCAACCACAGUCAGCUGGGGCAUGCCUUAGGUUCCCAGGUCCCCUCACAGCUGGAGAAGGAUGGGGAGGCAGGUGAUGGGGAUGAUUUGCCAGAGCAGCUGGUGCUAGUGGGACUGGCUGGACACAGCUACAUAGCUGACAGGGACAGCCAGUUACCUGAAAUAUGGCUCCCCCCGCACCUCCAGCUUUAUUCUAAAUGCCAGUGCCCAGUCCUGGGAGCAGGCAGCCACCUUCCUCUGCCCGUGCCAAGCAGAAGCUGCAGCCAGGAGUACCUGCAGGAGAGUCUCGGCACAGCUGGGCCCUGGAUCCGGCUCAGCUCCGUGCAGCUCCCGGCCAGCACGGAGGCAGAGGGAGGGCAGCGCCUCUGUGCUCCCCAGCCCCUGCGUGGCGGCGGGACUGAAGCAGAACGCGGUGACGGCACUGUGCAGCGAGGCCGCUCGGAGCAGGCAGAACCGCGUCUGCCCAGCCCCUGCCAGCUGCCCCCCUCGCCCCGCAGCGUCCUGCGGCCACUCGCCUUAUCCGGCUACGAGCCCCGUGCCCCGUGCGGCAGCGAGCCGCAGCGAGCCAGCUCCCGGCAGAGCCCGGCGCGCCUCCCGAGCUGUCCUAACCUGUGCUGCCGGGCUGGCCAUGGGGCUGGGGCGGGCUCCCAAGGGCAGGCAGAGGCAUAUUCCGGGCACAGCCGCCAAGGAUCCGCCAAGGACGGGCGGGACCCAGAGCUUUCAUCUGGGUGCUCCUUAGACACAGCCUAAGGAGCAUUGACCAACGCUGAACCCCCAAAACUCUUAUCUAGAGAUCUGUCUGUAUGUGUGUGUAUGGUACAGUAUCUAUAGUAAUGUAACACUGAUAUAUACAUGUAUAUUUAUAAAGCUUUUUAGUGAAAAUUGUUCAGGU
Molecule: messenger RNA, 5089 nt
Organism: Passer domesticus (house sparrow)
Lineage: Eukaryota; Metazoa; Chordata; Aves; Passeriformes; Passeridae
Exons: 6
Coding region: 2875-4947 (690 amino acids)
Biological process (GO): cytokine-mediated signaling pathway
Cellular component (GO): plasma membrane
Molecular function (GO): protein binding; cytokine receptor activity
Source: RefSeq, a predicted model, not a curated record